This is a messenger RNA of Ochotona curzoniae (black-lipped pika), 6929 nucleotides long. It is a transcript of the gene ARFGEF3, whose product is annotated as ARFGEF family member 3. The record is from RefSeq and is a predicted model, not a curated record. NCBI's taxonomy places the organism in Eukaryota, Metazoa, Chordata, Mammalia, Lagomorpha, Ochotonidae. The transcript is spliced from 34 exons. Gene Ontology annotation, biological process: regulation of ARF protein signal transduction. Bases 173 to 6712 code for a protein of 2179 amino acids. Gene Ontology annotation, molecular function: guanyl-nucleotide exchange factor activity.
GUGGCCCGCGGCGUGGAGCGGGCGUGAUUCAUCAGCGGCCGCACCGGGAAGGCAGGGGGCGAGAGCGGCGGCCGCCUGAGAGCCCAGGGCCAGGCAGCCAGCGCCGCGGCAUUGCCGGCCCGACUCGGGUGCGCCUCGCGACUGUCCGAGGCCGGCCCCUCGGGAGGUCAAGAUGGAAGAGAUCCUGAGAAAGCUGCAGAAGGAAGCUUCUGGGAGCAAGUACAAAGCCAUCAAGGAGAGCUGCACCUGGGCCCUGGAAACCUUGGGAGGCCUGGAUACUAUUGUCAAGAUCCCUCCCCAUUUGCUAAGGGAGAAAUGCCUGCUGCCUCUCCAACUGGCUUUGGAAUCCAAGAAUGUGAAGCUGGCCCAACAUGCUUUGGCAGGGAUGCAGAAGCUUCUAUCAGAAGAGAGAUUUGUAUCCAUGGAAACAGACUCGGAUGAGAAGCAGCUGCUCAAUCAGAUCCUGAAUGCUGUGAAAGUGACGCCUUCACUCAACGAAGACCUGCAGGUGGAAGUGAUGAAGGUUUUACUCUGCAUCACCUACACCCCAACAUUUGAUCUGAACGGGAGUGCGGUGCUGAAGAUCGCGGAGGUCUGCAUUGAAACCUACAUGUGUAGCUGUCACCAGCGUAGCAUCAACACUGCUGUGCGGGCCACCCUCAGUCAGAUGCUGAGCGACUUGACCUUGCAGUUGCGACAGCGGCAAGAGAAUACGAUUAUUGAAAACCCAGAUGUCCCACCGGAAUUCAGGAAACAAGGGCCCACAGUGGAGUCCCUCUGUGAUGACGUGGUAUCUGUGCUCACGGUGCUGUGUGAGAAGCUGCAGGCCUCCAUAAAGGAGAGUCAACAGCUGCAGCUUCUGUACCUGGAGUGCAUUCUGUCUGUCCUCACCAGCUCUUCCUCAUCCAUGCACCUGCACAGGGGCUUCACAGACCUGAUCUGGAAAAAUCUGUGCCCUGCCCUCAUUGUCAUCCUGGGGAACCCCAUUCACGACAAAACCAUCACGUCUGCCCACAGCAGCAGCAGCAGUGCCAGCGUGGAGUCGGACUCUGUCACUCCCGGCGUCGCUGACCAUGGCCGCGGCUCUGGCUGCUCGUGCACCGCGCCUGCGCUGAGCGGGCCUGUGGCUCGCACCAUCUAUUACCUUGCAGCCGAGCUAGUGCGGCUGGUGGGGUCACUGGACUCCAUGAAGCCGGUGCUGCAGUCCCUGUAUCACCGAGUGCUGCUCUACCCACCUCCUCAGCACCGCGUGGAAGCCAUCAAAGUAAUGAAAGAGAUACUUGGGAGCCCGCAGCGUCUCUGUGACUUGGCAGGACCCAGCUCUACUGAACCAGAACCCAGAAAAAGAUCGAUUUCCAAGAGGAAGUCUCUCCUGGACCUUCUCAAACUCAUCAUGGAUGGCAUGACCGAAGCGUGCAUCAAGGGUGGCAUUGAAGCUUGCUACGCUGCGGUGUCCUGCGUCUGCACCUUGCUGGGCGCCCUGGACGAGCUCAGCCAGGGCAAGGGUUUGAGCGAUACGCAGGUGCAACUGCUGCUGCUGCGUCUGGAGGAGCUGAAGGAUGGAGGCGAGUCCAGUCGAGACUCCAUGGAGAUCAACGAGGCCGACUUCCGCUGGCAGCGGAAGGUGCUGUCCUCAGAACACACGCCCUGGGAGGCUGGGAAUGAGAGAAGCCCUGACAUCAGCAUUAGCGUCACCACAGACACGGGCCAGACCACCUUGGAGGGGGAACUGGGGCAGACCACGCCCGAGGACCACCUGGAGCACCACAAAAACAUCCUCAAGUCACCAGCCAUGCAGGAGGGCAAGGAAAUAUUGAGCAAAGGAUCAGAGCUGGAGGCGGGGGACCAGCCUGACGUGGUUCAAAGGAGCCACACGGUGGCCUACCCUGACAUCACCAACUUCUUGUCUGUGGAUUCGAGGACCAGGUCCUACGGAUCCAGGUACAGUGAGAGCAACUUCAGCGUGGACGACCAGGAUCUCUCCAGGACGGAGUUUGACUCCUGUGAUCAGUACUCCAUGGCAGCCGAAAAGGACUCGGGCAGGUCCGAUGUGUCCGACAUUGGCUCCGACAACUGUUCGCUGGCGGAUGAGGAGCAGACUCCGCGGGACUGCCUGGGCCCCCGCUCCCUGCGCACCGCUGCGCUCUCUCUGAAGCUGCUCAAGAACCAGGAGGCGGACCAGCACAGCGCCCGGCUCUUUGUGCAGUCCCUGGAGGGCAUCCUGCCGCGCCUGCUGGCCCUGGCCAGCGUGGAAGAGGUGGACUCCGCCCUCCAGAACUUUGCUUCUACCUUCUGCUCAGGCAUGAUGCACUCCCCCGGCUUUGACAGCAGUAGCAGCCUUAGCUUCCAGAUGCUGAUGAACGCGGAUAGCCUGUAUACUGCUGCCCACUGCGCCUUGCUCCUCAACCUCAAGCUCUCCCAUGGAGACUACUACAGGAAGCGGCCAGCCCUCGCUCCAGGCAUGAUGAAAGACUUCCUGAAGCAGGUGCAAACCAGCGGGGUGCUGAUGGUUUUCUCACAGGCCUGGAUCGAGGAACUGUACCAUCAGGUGCUUGAGAGAAACAUGCUGGGAGAAGCCGGCUACUGGGGCAGUCCUGAAGACAACAGCCUUCCCCUCAUCACCAUGCUGACAGAUAUUGAUGGGUUGGAAAGCAGUGCCAUUGGUGGCCAGUUGAUGGCCUCAGCUUCCACAGAGUCUCCCUUCACCCAGGGCAGAAGAAUUGAUGACUCCAUGGUGGCAGGUGUGGCAUUUGCUCGCUAUAUUCUUGUUGGCUGCUGGAAGAACUUGAUCGAUACUCUAUCCACCCCACUGACUGGCAGGAUGGCAGGGAGCUCCAAAGGGCUGGCCUUCAUUCUGGGAGCCGAGGGCAUCAAAGAGCAAACUCAGAAAGAACGUGAUGCCAUCUGCCUGAGCCUCGACGGGCUGCGGAAAGCAGCACGGCUGAGCUGUGCUCUAGGGGUUGCUGCUAACUGUGCCUCAGCCCUUGCCCAGAUGGCAGCUGCCUCCUGUGUUCAAGAAGAGAAAGAGGAAAGAGAAGUCCAAGAACCCAAUGAUGCCAUCGCACAAGUGAAACUAAAAGUGGAGCAGAAACUGGAGCAGAUUGGGAAGGUGCAGGGGGUGUGGCUACACACAGCCCACGUCUUGUGCAUGGAUGCCAUCCUCAGCGUAGGCCUGGAGAUGGGAAGCCACAACCCGGACUGCUGGCCACACGUAUUCAGGGUGUGUGAGUACGUGGGCACGUUGGAGCACACCCACUUCAGUGACGCCACCUCGCAAGCUCCUGUGACCAUCAGCCAGCCCCAGAAGGUGUCCAGCAGCCCUGGUCUCCUCGGGGACCUUGAGUGUGAGGGUUCCCCUCAGGAGCAGAGUCUGGAACAGGGGUCUUCCCUGAGCUCAGCCCCUGUCAUCCAGCCCCUCUCCAUCCAAGAACUGGUUCGGGAAGGCAGCCGGGGCCGGGCCUCGGACUUCCGCGGCGGCAGCCUCAUGAGUGGGAAUAGCGCCGCCAAGGUGGUGCUCAGCCUCUCCACCCAGGCCGACAGGCUCUUUGAAGAUGCUACAGAUAAGCUCAACCUAAUGGCCCUUGGAGGGUUUCUUUACCAGCUCAAGAAGGCCUCCCAGUCGCAGCUUUUCCAUUCUGUUACAGAAACAGUUGACUACUCACUGGCCAUGCCAGGAGAAGUUAAAUCCACCCAUGACCGGAAAAGUGCCCUCCACCUGUUCCGCCUGGGGGAUGCCAUGCUGAGGAUUGUAAGGACCAAGACGCGGCCCCUGCUGCAUGUGAUGCGCUGCUGGAGCCUGGUGGCCCCACACCUGGUGGAGGCUGCCUGCCACAAGGAAAGGCACGUGUCCCAAAAGGCUGUCUCCUUCAUCCAUGACAUUCUGACAGAGGUUCUGACUGACUGGAAUGAGCCACCUCAUUUUCACUUUAAUGAAGCCCUCUUCCGUCCUUUCGAGCGUAUCAUGCAGCUGGAGUUGUGUGAUGAAGAUGUCCAAGACCAGGUGGUCACAUCCAUCGGUGAGCUGGUGGAAGUAUGCUCCACACGCAUCCAGUCGGGGUGGAGGCCCUUGUUCAGUGCUCUGGAAACAGUGCACAGCGGGAACAAGUCCGAGGUCAAGGAGUACCUGGUUGGUGAUUACUCCAUGGGCAAAGGGCAGGCACCGGUGUUUGAUGUCUUUGAGGCAUUUCUCAACACUGACAACAUCCAGGUCUUUGCUAAUGCAGCCACCAGUUACAUCAUGUGCCUUAUGAAGUUUGUCAAAGGACUGGGGGAGGUGGACUGUAAGGAGAUUGGAGACUGCGUGCCUGGCCCAGGAGCCACGUCCACCGACCUGUGCCUGCCCGCCCUGGAGUACCUGAGGCGCUGCUCUCAGUUACUGGCCAAGAUAUAUAAAAUGCCCUUGAAGCCAAUAUUCCUUAGUGGGCGACUUGCUAGCUUGCCACGAAGACUUCAGGAGCAAUCAGCAAGCAGUGAGGAUGGCAUCGAAUCAGUCCUAUCUGAUUUUGAUGACGACACUGGUCUCAUUGAAGUCUGGAUCAUCCUGCUGGAGCAGCUGACGGCAGCUGUGUCCAAUUGUCCACGUCAGCACCAACCACCAACCUUGGACCUGCUUUUUGAGCUGUUGAGAGAUGUCACCAAAAUACCGGGUCCAGGGUUCGGGAUCUAUGCUGUGGUGCACCUUCUCCUUCCUGUGAUGUCCCUUUGGCUCCGCCGUAGCCAUAAAGACCACUCCUAUUGGGACGUGGCCUCUGCUAAUUUCAAGCACGCCAUUGGUCUGUCCUGUGAGCUGGUGGUGGAACACAUACAAAGCUUUCUACACUCAGACAUCCGGUACGAGAGCAUGAUCAACACCAUGCUGAAGGACCUCUUCGAGUUACUCGUAGCGUGUGUGGCCAAACCCACAGAAACCAUCUCCAGAGUGGGCUGCUCCUGCAUUAGGUAUGUGCUCGUGACAGCAGGCCCGGUGUUCACAGAGGAGAUGUGGCGGCUUGCCUGCUGUGCCCUGCAGGAUGCCUUCUCUGCCACCCUCAAACCUGUCAAGGACCUGCUGGGAUGCUUCCACAGUGGCACCGAGAGCUUCAGUGGGGAAGGUUGCCAGGUGCGCGUGGCUGCUCCCUCCUCCUCUCCCAGUGCUGAGGCUGAGUACUGGCGCAUCCGAGCCAUGGCCCAGCAGGUGUUCAUGCUGGACACCCAAUGCUCACCGAAGACCCCAAACAACUUCGAUCAUGCCCAGUCCUGUCAGCUCAUCAUUGAACUACCCCCUGAUGAGAAGCCAAAUGGACACACCAAGAAAAGCGUCUCUUUCAGGGAAAUUGUGGUGAGCUUACUGUCUCAUCAAGUACUUCUCCAGAACCUGUACGAUAUAUUGCUGGAAGAGUUUGUCAAAGGCCCCUCACCAGGGGAGGACAAGACCGUCCAAGUCCCAGAAGCCAAGUUGGCCGGCUUCCUCAGGUACAUCUCCAUGCAGAACCUAGCUGUCAUCUUUGACCUGCUGCUGGACUCCUACAGGACAGCGCGCGAGUUUGACACCAGCCCGGGCCUGAAGUGCCUGCUCAAGAAAGUGUCUGGCAUCGGUGGCGCCGCCAACCUCUACCGCCAGUCCGCAAUGAGCUUCAACAUCUACUUCCACGCCCUGGUGUGCGCCGUGCUCACCAACCAGGAGGCCAUCACGGCUGAGCAGGUGAAGAAGGUCCUCUUUGAGGACGAUGAGCGCAGCUCCGAUUCGUCGCAACAGUGCUCCUCUGAGGAUGAGGACAUCUUUGAGGAGACUGCGCAGGUGAGCCCACCCAGGGGGAAGGAGAAGCGCAGGUGGAGGGCCCGCCUUCCCUCCCUGAGCGUACAGCCAGUGAGCAACGCCGACUGGGUGUGGCUGGUCAAGCGGCUGCACAAACUGUGCAUGGAGCUGUGCACUCAUUACAUACAAAUGCACCUGGACCUGGAGAACAGCCUAGAGGAGCCGCCCACCUUCAAGAGUGACCCCUUCUUCAUUCUGCCCUCCUUCCAGUCCGAGUCGUCCACGCCAUCCACUGGUGGCUUCUCUGGCAAGGAUACACCAUCCGAGGACGACCGCAGCCAGCUCCGGGAGCAUGGGGGUGAGUCACUGCUGGGCUUGCGUGCUGCCAGCGGGGACGGGCUGAUGCUGCCCCCCAGUCCCAAAGUGGAGAAGAAGGACCCCAGCAAGAAGAAGGAAUGGUGGGAGAACGCGGGUAACAAGAUCUACACCAUGGCGGCAGACAGAACCAUCUCCAAGCUGAUGACGGAAUACAAGAGGAGGAAACAGCAGCACAAUCUGCCUACCUUCCCCAAAGACGGCAAAGGCGAGAAGAAGGGUGAGGUUCUGGGACCACGGGGCCCUGACUCACCGCUGCCUCAGCGGCCACAGCACUUGAUGGACCAGGGCCAGAUGCGACACUCCCUCAGUGCAGGCCCCGAGCUGCUGCGACAGGACAAGAGGCCUCGCUCCGGCUCCACCGGCAGUUCUCUGAGCAUCUCCAUCCGAGAUGCUGAGGCCCAGAUCCAGGCAUGGACAAACAUGGUGCUAACAGUUCUCAACCAGAUUCAGAUCCUGCCAGACCAGACCUUCAUGGCCCUGCAGCCAGCAGUGUUCCCUUGCAUCAGCCAGCUGACCUGUCAUGUGACUGACAUCCGAGUCCGCCAGGCUGUGAGAGAGUGGCUGGGCAGAGUGGGUCGGGUCUAUGACAUCAUUGUGUAGAAGACUCGACUUCUGUGCCCGAGCAAAGUCCUAUGGAUAGCAUUUUCUGCACCACCAGCCCCACUUACACCAGUGUCUGGGAGAAGCAGGUGCCCUGAAUAUGAGAGCCUUGGUAGCCAGUCUGCAACAGAUCAGCAUGGAGCCUCUCUGGAUUACUAUUAAGGCUGUGUCUAGUUGGUGUAGAUGAUGCUCUGAGCUUGCACGUUACUACACAAGC